This is a messenger RNA of Didymodactylos carnosus, 576 nucleotides long. NCBI's taxonomy places the organism in Eukaryota, Metazoa, Rotifera, Eurotatoria, Philodinida, Philodinidae. The record is from the annotation of a GenBank genome assembly.
AUGAUUUCUCCAAAGGAAUUCGUUGAUUUAACUCAAGCUGGUUCAGUUUAUGUUGUUGUACAUAAACCGAAAAAAGAAGGUAAAGAAGGUGAAAUCGAAAAAAAAACGCAUUAUGGUAUGGCAAUUGAUAUAUCAGGCUCAUCUACAGAAACUGAUUUCAUUGCUACUCAUUACGAUCUUUAUGUGGUCAGUUCAACUGACCACACAACGUAUGUGGAUCCUGUUUUUAAAAUUCGUAAAUGGGAUCACUACUCAUUAAUAAGAAAAGUUGGGCAAAUACCUCUAAUUGAUAUUCAAGUAUAUCGCAUGCCAAAUCGUUUUGCACAAGAAGUUGAACAUCAACUGAUAUCUGAAGUCCAUGAUCGAAUAUGUGCAUUAAAUAAAAGUGACAAGUGGUCAUCUACUUUAAAUUGUCAAACGUUUACACGUCAUUGUGUGGAACAUUUUCGAUUCGAAUUUCCUCAGGACAUUAAAAUCAUUAGUGAUUGUAUGCCAACUAUGAUGAAUUUAUAUUUAAAUGGUUCAUUAUUAACAAAUAAAGCAAUUGCAAGAUCAAAUGAAAUAUCAUCAUUUUAA